UGUAUUUUGCACGCCUUGCGUAUUUCGUGGUGUGGAAACCAAUUGUCAUUUCUCGUACACAAUACAUAAUGAGCUUGGGUGCAUUGCUGAUAAUUGAUUUGAUCUAGCCGUCUACAUCAGCAUCUUGUGAUCCAGAAGAAAUACAACUAUCAGCUAUCUUGUUAUCAGUGCUGGCAGGAAGCUCGCCAUGGCUACAACCGUCCCUGCUGUUAUUGCUUUAAGUGGAAUAAAUAAGAAUCCAGAAGACUUACCAAGGUCUACUACAGCACCCUUCACCAAUAGCAUCACUGUAAGCCUCCCAGAAUACUACAGUUACUAUGACUACCCUGAGGGUGACUUCGGGAGGUGUGUGUAUGAGCGUUAUGAGGCCAAUUUUAUUCCCACCCUCUACGCCAGUUUCUUCCUCCUGGGCCUUCUGGGUAACUCUUUGGUCAUCUGGGUCAUUGCUUGUGGCGUGCGACUCCGCAGCAUGACCGACGUGUGCCUCCUAAACUUGGCUGUUGCUGACCUUCUCUUGGUGUGUACCCUUCCUUUCCUAGCCCACCAAGCACGGGACCAGUGGCUGUUUGGGGAUGCUAUGUGCAAAGCGGUCCUUGGUAUUUAUAAUAUUGUUUUUUACUGUGGGAUCUUUUUCAUCACUCUAAUGAGCAUUGACCGGUACUUGGCUAUAGUACAUGCCGUUUACGCUAUGAGAGUACGGACAAGGUCCUUUGGAAUGAUCACAGCGGCUGUUACAUGGGUGGCUGGAUUUUUGGCUUCUUUACCUGACAUUAUCUUCCUCAAAGAGCAGCCUGUUGUGAAUACUAAUAGGACUCAGUUUUUCUGCUACCCUGUAUAUCCCACAGCAACUUCGAAUGACGACACCACUUCAUCCAACUCUCACAUCUGGAGCAUCUUCAGCCUUUUUAAAAUGAACUUUUUGGGUCUAUUUGUCCCGGUUGUCAUCAUGGGUUUCUGCUACUCACAGAUUGUCUGGAGACUGCUGUACAGCCCGUCAUCCAAGAAACAAGCCAUCCAUUUAGUUCUCAUAGUGGUAGUUGUUUUCUUCUGCUGCUGGAUCCCCUACAACAUUGCAUCCUUCUUCAAAGCACUGGAGCUAUUGCACAUCUAUACAGAAUGUGAAAGCAGCAAAGCCAUCAGAUUGGCUUUACAAGUCACUGAGGCCAUUGCCUAUUCUCACAGCUGCCUCAACCCCAUCCUGUAUGUGUUUGUUGGGGAGAAGUUCAGGAGGCACCUGCUAAGGUUGAUAAACAGGGCUCCCUGCAGGCUGUGUCAGAUGGUCAAAGUCUGCAUACCCCAGGACAUAAUCAAUGGGUCAGUCUACUCACAGACCACCAGCCUGGACGAGAGGAGCACUGCUGUGUAAAGUGUGUUCCAUAGACUGUAUAAAGGUGGGUUGUUAUUUCUGUCUGUGUGGUCUUCUCCACAAUGAGGGCAUUUCUUGUGAAGUCAAAUAGUCAAGAUGAGAAGCAAUUCUUGCUAAUUCUCACUUCUUAUGGGCUAUUUUAGGACUUCAGUUCAUUUUUCACUCACAAUUGGCUUUAGGUUGAUUUUGAGUUUUGGAAAUAAGAAGAAGAAGUAAGAAUAUGACAAAAUACAUGUGACAAUGUGUCAGCUUGAGAGACACAAGCCUGAAUCUUAAAUCUUAUGGUAUGAUUUUGUAAUAGAGUAACAUGCAAACACAGUGUAACCGUGUAUAAAUGUAAAGGUAUAUCUUUAUACUUUUAUAAGUUCUAUAGCCUACAUAAAAACGUACAAUGGAAAUGUACUGUAAAUAUGGUUCUGGAUAUGCAAGAUCUUUAACAGAGUUGAUGAAGCAGAUUGUAUCUGGAAUUUUAAAGUAGGUCAGAAAUAGCCCUGAAAUAAAUGUUGUCUUCUCCUUUUUAGAGAGAGACAAACUCAGAUGCUGACCAGUUCCUUGCAGGGCAAACACCAUUAAGAGAAGUGAAACAAAUAACUAAACAUAGCUAAUAGCUAAAAAGAAAUAGCAAAGCUUUUGCACAGCAAAAGGUCCCCAGUGCAGCUGGAAACCUAAGUAUUGCAAGUUUCGAAGCAUCUGUAACAGCAGAUUUGCACUCACCUCAACCUAGAGAAAACCACAACAUGAAAAAAAGAGGAAGUAUAUGUUGUCGGUUUAACCUUUGCAGUCUCUGUGCACGAAUUAGCAUUUUGCUGUCAAAUUUUGGAAAUAUCUCUGAAAAAUUUCUUAUGAGAUUAAUCAGCAUUUCACGAAAACAAGUCAUUUUGAAAUCAUUAUACUCUAUAUUCUAUCAUGCAGACUGACUAGCCAAGUGGAUAUUAUGCAUACCAUAUCCUAACUGCAACAUCCUCGGUUUGAUUCAAGUUGGCCACCUUUGUUGCACGUCACCCCCCCUCUCUCUCAAGGCAUUUCCUUACUGUAGCCCACAUAAUGGCAAAAUGCCAAAAAAAUGUUCGGUGAAAAAAA
Molecule: messenger RNA, 2446 nt
Organism: Sander lucioperca (pikeperch)
Lineage: Eukaryota; Metazoa; Chordata; Actinopteri; Perciformes; Percidae
Gene: ccr8.2
Product: cabz01093075.1
Exons: 3
Coding region: 188-1366 (392 amino acids)
Biological process (GO): immune response; chemotaxis; G protein-coupled receptor signaling pathway
Cellular component (GO): membrane
Molecular function (GO): chemokine receptor activity
Source: RefSeq, a predicted model, not a curated record